This is a messenger RNA of Entelurus aequoreus (snake pipefish), 2153 nucleotides long. It is a transcript of the gene parla, whose product is annotated as presenilin associated, rhomboid-like a. Bases 39 to 1181 code for a protein of 380 amino acids. The transcript is spliced from 10 exons. Lineage: Eukaryota; Metazoa; Chordata; Actinopteri; Syngnathiformes; Syngnathidae. The record is from RefSeq and is a predicted model, not a curated record. Gene Ontology annotation, molecular function: serine-type endopeptidase activity. Gene Ontology annotation, cellular component: membrane.
GUGGGCGGGGCUUCCGGUGGAGGUCAACACAAACAAACAUGGCGUGGAGAGGAUUCGUCGUGAAAUGGGCUCAAACAAACGUAAUUACAGCUAAAAAUGUAACUCCGCCAGGUUCCAGAGUGGACUCUUACAACCAACUGAGGCGUGGAUUCCGUCGUGAAGCUAAAAAAACAGAGACAAAGGAAGGCAACGUCAGCCCAGAAACACACAACACGUGUCCAGCGGAACCUCCACCGCGACCUAAUGUCCGCCUACAAAAGCUGCUUAAGCCACUGAUGUUUACAGUGGGGUUUACAGGUUGUUCUUUUGGUGCUGCUGCCAUCCUGCAAUAUGAGAGCAUUAAGUCAAGAGUUAGGACUCUAAGAGAUAAAGAAGAGCCGGAAGAAUUCCUCGAGGGCUCCGCAGACAUGGUGCACUGGCAUGACUGGUGGAACCAGCUGACGGGCUUCCAGCGCCAGCUCAUCCUCCUCAUGUCUAUAGCGGAUGACCUCUGGGGCAGCCUCACUGAAGGCCAGAAAACCGUCUCAGGUAUUAUAGCGCUCAAUGCUGUAGUCCUGUGCUGCUGGCGGAUCCCCUCGAUGCAGAGAAGCAUGCUCAAGUAUUUUAUAUCCAGCCCAGCCUCCAAGAGUCAAUGCCUUCCUAUGGUCCUGUCCUGUUUUAGUCACUACUCCAUCAUCCACAUGAUGGCCAACAUGUAUGUCCUGUGGACAUUUUCCUCUGGGAUCGUCUCCCUUUUAGGGAGGGAACAGUUCCUCGCUGUCUACAUGUCUGCUGGUGUGAUUUCCACCAUGGUUAGCUACGUAUGUAAAGCAGCCUCAGGACGCAUUUAUCCUUCAUUAGGAGCGUCAGGUGCAGUCAUGGCGGUUCUGGCUGCAUUCUGUGCAAACGUGCCAGAAGCCAAACUGGGCAUCCUUUUCCUGCCCGCGGUGUCUGUAACAGCAGGGAAUGUUAUUAAAGCAGUUGUUGCUGUGGACACAGUCGGGCUGCUGUUGGGAUGGCGACUGGUGGACCACGCUGCUCACCUUGGCGGAGCUCUCUUUGGAGCCUGGUAUGUCACCUAUGGCCACAAACUGAUCUGGAGCAAGAGGGAGCCUCUUGUCAAGAUCUGGCACGACAUUCGCUCACCUGGACGCGGAGGGUCCAGACCUGGAGGCGGAGAAGGGCCACACAGACCUAACUGACGCUCCUUUUUUCUUGUACAUGAUUACUGGCUUCAGGACACUUUUUAUUCAGUGAGAUUGUGCUGCCAAUGAUGUUUAAUAAUACUUUUAUAUUCAUUUGCAUUCAUUGUAAAGGUACUUAUUUCUGGUGACAAAUGUGUUGCUCCUACCUCUUCACCAACUAUCAACUACAUUUCUAAGCAAAAGCCCAUCAGUAAAGUUAACCUCAAGUUAGUUACCAUCUAACCUUUUUUAGUCAUUGUAUCGCUUUCUAAUGUGUACGUGAGAUUUCACUAUGCCCACUGACUUCAACACUGAUAAAAGUAUGACUUGAUCAUAUUGAGCGUCAUUUGAGCUAUUAUUGAAACCUGGUUUUCUUUUCUAAAUAAAGUGCAUAUCCAGAAAGUAUUCACAGCGCUUCACUUUUUCCACAUUUUGUUAUGUUACAGCCUUACUCCAAAAUGGAAUAAUGUCUUGUUUGUUUCUACGCACAGUAUCCCAUAAUGACCAUGUGAAAUUUGUUAUUUAUUUAUUGAAAAUAAAAAAUCACAUGUACCGUAUUUUUCGGACUAUAAGUCGCAGUUUUUUUCAUAGUUUGGCCAGGGCUGCGACUUAUACUCAGGAGCGACUUAUGUGUGAAAUUAACAUAUUACCGUAAAAUAUCAAAUAAUAUUAUUUAGCUCAUUUACAUAAGAGACUAGACGUAUAAGAUUUCAUGGGAUUUAGCGAUUAGGAGUGACAGAUUGUUUGGUAAACGUAUAGCAUGUUCUAUAUGUUAUAGUUAUUUGAAUGACUCUUACCAUAAUAUGUUACGUUAACAUACCAGGCACGUUCUCAGUUGGUUAUUUAAGAGUCAUAUAACGUACAAUUAUUCAGCCUGUUCACUAUUCUUUAUUUAUUUUUAAAUUGCCUUUCAAAUGUCUAUUCUUGGUGUUGGGUUUUAUCAAAUAAAUUUCCCCCAAAAAAGCGACUUAUACUCCAGUGCGACUUAUA